AUGCUAGGGAGCCCCACCAGCUAUGGGUACUUGGAGCUGGGACCUACAGAUGUCCUGGAGCGUAAAGGUUCCCUCACUCUCCGCUCCCAUCACAAGAACUACUCGAAGCCGGUCCUGGUGUAUGGCUGGCAUAUAGACAGAGAAGGAUAUCCCAAAGAUUAUGAUAUAAAUCAGAUUCCUUUUGGCUCCAAAAAUCUGUGCAAUUCAAGUUACCUGAGAUAUGGAACAGAGGAUACUAUGCCUUCGGUGUCAGAAACACAUUCUCAGAUGGUGAAAACUCUUUUCUGUGAAGACUUUGUGGAAAAAAAAAGUUUACCCUUGAUGAAUAAGAACACAGUAGACUUUGGGAUUAUUGAACGGGAUCUUGGAUUGCCCAAAAGAGGCUUUGGAGCCCUCUUUCCUCGACACCCACCAGAUCACCGUAAAAUGGAAUGGAUGACAUCAUAUAAUGAAGACUAUGUUCCUCCCUAUGAUUAUGUGAAAGUUAUUCAGCCUCUCCAAGACAUGUACUCAGUAGUUCACAGAAGAUGCCGUUCUCAGUUCGCUGAUGUUGAAGGUUAUAAAAGACCAGGUAUCCAUUCAUGGCAAGAUGAGAGUGGGAUUUAUGGCAAUUCAGAUUUAAAACAAACACUCUUCCCAUCAGUUAGCCCUAUCCUCCCUUUCCUGAAAUAA
Messenger RNA from Gracilinanus agilis (Agile Gracile Mouse Opossum), 672 nucleotides. It is a transcript of the gene CFAP95, whose product is annotated as cilia and flagella associated protein 95. The transcript is spliced from 6 exons. Gene Ontology annotation, cellular component: plasma membrane. The record is from RefSeq and is a predicted model, not a curated record. NCBI's taxonomy places the organism in Eukaryota, Metazoa, Chordata, Mammalia, Didelphimorphia, Didelphidae. Bases 1 to 672 code for a protein of 223 amino acids.